AUGCUCAGUGAUUGUACAAAAUUAAAUAUAACUCGCUCGAGUGCCAACACGGUCGUUGAUUUUUCCAAUUUUGCUCAUAGUCUUGAAACUCUAAAAAAAUUUCACAUUUUCUCUUGCAAUGACGUGUCAAAAAAUCGUUUGUGCGACAAAUAUGUAAUAAAAAAAAUAUAACAGAUAUCAUUUCAAAAAUAUCCUUCAUUCAUAUGUAUAAUUGUAGCUUUAAGAAUAUGAAUGAAUAUUAAUUUUAUUUUAUUUCAAAGUCAUACAACGUUCUUUCGAACUCCAAAGAAAAAAAAAAAUUUCUUUGAACGACUAUUUUCCAACUUUUCAAACUUUCAUCGAAUGUUUUAUGUGCAAAGAAUAUUUGUCGACUAGAUAUCAUCGCCUAUUACCAAAUACACUGAGCUAGAACCAGCGCUUUGCCAAGAAUUGCAAAAAAUCGUGGAUGCACUCGUAGUACCAGGAAAAGGACUAUUAGCCUGUGACGAGUCUCCUUCGUCUUUGCAAAAGCGAUUCGAUGAUCUGGCGGUGGAAAAUACCGAAGCUAAUCGCCGCGAUUACCGACAAAUGUUGUUCAGUGCUGAUAAGUCCCAAUUUUCAAAAUACAUAAGCGGUGUUAUUCUACAUCACGAGACAGUGUAUCAAAAAACGACAGAUGACGUCGAGUUGAUCGAACUGCUACGUGAGAGAGAUGUCGUACCCGGCAUCAAGGUCGAUAAGGGCCUUGUCCCAUUAUUUGGUUCGAAGGACGAGAACACUACGGAAGGCCUGGACAAUUUGCAAGAGAGAUGCAUUCAAUAUAAACGAGAUGGUUGUCACUUUACCAAGUGGAGAUGUACGUUCACAAUCUCGGAGACGACGCCGAGUCAACUGGCCAUGGUUACGAAUGCGAACGUCCUUGCAAGAUAUGCCAGUAUAUGUCAGAGUGCACGAAUGGUACCUAUAAUAGAACCAGAAAUAUUGAGUCAUGGUAUCCAUGGCAUAAACAGAGCGUUAGAAGUUCACGAAGAAGUACUAUCAAUUUUAUUUCGUAUUUUGCAAGAGCACCGUGUCUACCUUGAAGGCAUGAUCCUGAAGGUAGCGAUGGUCUUGUCGGGAAUUAAAAAUUCUGUCAAUUGCAAUCCUCAGAUUGUUGCUGAAAAUACGAUAACAGCUCUUCAGAGGACAGUGCCACCAGCAGUAUCAGCUAUUAUAUUUUUAAGCGGCGGACAAUCGGAUGAAGAUGCCGUUAUAAAUUUAAACGCUAUUAAUGCUUACGAAGGGAGAAAACCUUGGCCUCUUACGUUUUGCUAUGGCCGUGCUUUACAAAACGCAGCAAUGGAAGCAUGGAGUGGAAAUUCAGAGAAAGUGCAAGAUGCUCAGGCAGUAUUUCUGGAAAGAGCAAGGCUCUGUUCGCAAGCCUCGUUGGGAGAAUUAGAUCCUGGAAACGGCAUGUGCACGAAGAAAAGCUCUCGUUGA
This is a messenger RNA of Heterotrigona itama, 1458 nucleotides long. Lineage: Eukaryota; Metazoa; Arthropoda; Insecta; Hymenoptera; Apidae. The record is from the annotation of a GenBank genome assembly.